Molecule: messenger RNA, 2266 nt
Organism: Osmia lignaria (orchard mason bee)
Lineage: Eukaryota; Metazoa; Arthropoda; Insecta; Hymenoptera; Megachilidae
Source: RefSeq, a predicted model, not a curated record
AGCUUCGUGUUUCGUUUAUUCAUUUACAGAAUGUGCGUGUCCUUCGUAAAUGGGUGAGAAAUUUUUACCUGAACGUGAAGAUUUUUUUAAAAAUAUUAUAUUGGUUUUACGUGGUUGUGUUGAAAACGACAGAGAUUUAUUUGCAAAUCGACGACACAAAAUAAGGGCAUUCUCGUGAUGGAAUAAUUUCUAAUGAAAACAAUUUUAUCGCUCUGAAAGCGUGAGACGCGUAGGUAAAACGAGGGUAAUUUAUUUCUUGAUCUAAUUUACAGAUAUUAUAAUUGAUUACCGAUAAAUUAAUAAUUUAUCAGUAAUUUGGUAAAUUCAUUCAUGUUUUUAAAAUAUUUUGAAGUGUUGUAAGUGAGUCGGGGCAGUGUUGCUUGAAAUAGAGAAGGUGUGUAUGUGUGAGUGUGGGUGUAUCACGGCGAUCGAGUGCGAUCGCGAUAAUCACGCAUGAAGCAGCUGGACUUGAUGCUGCGCAAGUGACUCAUCGUAGUGACGAAAUGGCCGGAAAAGUACUACCAUGGUUAAACAUCGACUACACCCAGAGAAUAAUGCGACUAGCAGAGGACGACAAUACCUUGCAGGUGACCAAUAUAUUUACCAAAGCGGCCACGGACAAGGGCGACAACUAUAGCAGCGACAUAAGGAGGGUGACGGUGGAGUUCACCCGUAAUAAAGGGAACAAAAUGGUGACCGAGAAGAAGUCGAUGAUCCUCAAACUUGAAUCACCCACAGAAGGUGCCCGACGAGUUUUGAUAAAAAAAACUGAAAUCUUCGACACGGAGAUCUCUGCCCUAACCGACGCCGUGAAGAAAAUGAAUCAGUUGUUGGGACCUGAGGAACGUUUCUGCGCGAAAGUUUAUGACGUACGAUUGGAAUCACCGUUGUGUUUGAUCCUGGAGGAUCUUUCUGUUUUUGGUUUUCGUAUGGCCGAUCGUUAUCUUGGUUUCGACACGGAUCACGCGUUAAUGGCUCUUAGAAGAAUGGCUACGUUUCAUGCUGCAUCGGUCGCUUUGUGCGAAAAGGAACCGAAAUACAAGGAGCGGUAUAGAAGAGGUUAUUUCGGUAUGGAGUAUCCAAAGGAGAUGCAAAUUUUCUUAACCGGCACUUUGAAAGCGAUGGCGGAUGAAGUGGAGACAUGGCCAGAAUUUGGAAAACCCUAUGCGGAUAAACUUAGGGCGUUUGCACCUAAUUCAUAUCGAAAAGGCAGCGAAAUUACAGCGUGGAGGGACAACGAGUUUAACGUGAUCAAUCAUGGGGAUUGUUGGGUGAACAACAUGUUGUUCCGAUAUGAUGACAAUGGAAAACCCAUUCAGCAUAUUUUCGUAGACUUUCAGCUAUGUGUAUACAGUUCACCUGCGAUUGAUCUACAUUACUUUGCGGCUACUAGCUUAAGCGAAGAACUCUAUAAACAUAGGAGAGGCUUCUUGCUCGAGGAGUACUUAAAAACGUUAACAAGUGUCAUGAAGGAACUUGGUUGUAAAACAUCACCGCCCACCAUGGAUGAACUGCAGAGGAUUCUGAAAGAGCACGAGACGUACGAAUUUCUCUCUGCGGUCAUUGUCUUGCCAGUAAUACUGUUAGACAAAGAGAACGCAGUGGAUAUCAGUGAACUAUUGCAAGCGGAUUGCAAAGAGAUCCCUGGUGUCAAGUCAAAAGCCUUCCGGGAGGUGAUGAGCAAAAGAUUGCCAACAUACAUGGAAAUGGACUUACUCGACCCGUAAGCCUUUUAAUAUGUUUUAACACGCUCGAUGUUGUGUCGUAAUUAAAUGUUGGCGAUGUGUGCGUGUGAAAGAAAGAUUUUCGAGAAUCGAAUUGAAUGAGAAGCGAUGUCAAUUACGUACUCGAGUUUACGUGAGUAGAGGCUGUGUUGAAUUGUGAUCGAUUCGCUCGUUUCAACUCGAUAAUGAGUUCAUCGUGAUAGUAAGAUACAUUGUAAUCUGUUCUUUAUCGUCUUUCCUUGAAGCCGACUGUUUUAACCAAAGUUCAAAUGUUUUUUGUAAAUCACUUAGACUUAAUAGUGACGAGAAAGGGUUUAGAAGGUACAAGCUUAGAUUAUUUUUUUUUUGUAAGUCCACAAGUCGAUAAUACUAACUGAGAUAAAAUAAUGUCACCUAACAUGCAUAAUUAGCAAAGUAUUAUUUUAGAUGUAAAUAAAAGAUUUUUGUUGUUAAUCGUGUUACUAUUUUGAAAGUACAACGAACAUUGUUACACGUUGCAAAAUGAAAGAGAAAUAAAAAAAUUGAAGAUGAGUGAAAAUAAA